Molecule: messenger RNA, 9559 nt
Organism: Gorilla gorilla gorilla (western lowland gorilla)
Lineage: Eukaryota; Metazoa; Chordata; Mammalia; Primates; Hominidae
Gene: LAMB3
Product: laminin subunit beta 3
Exons: 27
Coding region: 5643-9158 (1171 amino acids)
Biological process (GO): basement membrane assembly; substrate adhesion-dependent cell spreading; tissue development
Cellular component (GO): laminin trimer
Source: RefSeq, a predicted model, not a curated record
ACAUAGUGAAACCCCAUCUCUACUAAAAAUACAAAAAAUUAGAUGGGUUUGGUGGCGGGUACCUGUAGUCCCAGCUACUCGCGAGGCUGAGGCAGGAGAAUGGCGUGAACCCGGGAGGCGGAGCUUGCAGUGAGCCUAGAUUGCGCCACUGCACUCCAGCCUGGGGCGACAGAGCGAGAAUCCGUCUCAAAAAAAAAAAAAAAAAAAUCACCAAGACUUAUCAUUCUACCUCUUAAACAUCUGUUAAUUCAAUCUGCUUUCUAUCUCCUCUGCCACCCUUCUAGUCUAAGAUCUCAUUGCCUCCCCCAGACCAUUUAGUAUGGCCUCACAGCUGGUCUCUCUGCCUCGGGUUUUGGCCACUCUACUCCACUUCAAGCCAGUGUAGUCUUUUUAAAAAGUGCAGACUUGGCCAUGUCACUCUUCUCUUUCAAAUCCUUCAGUGGUUAGCAAAAAGUUAGUGGAAUAAAAAAAAAUAAAAUCAUUCAGUGGAUCCCCACUUUGCCCUUUGGAAUGCCCCAGAUUCUUUGCAUGGCAUAUAAGCCACCCACCAUCCUGUCCUUGUCUGUUUUUCCAGCUUCAUCCCAUAUCCCUCAACCCUCACUCUCUGGGUGCCAGUCACACUAUUCUGUUCCUUUGCAGACUCAGGUCCUUCCCCAUGUAGUUCUUUCCAUGUGGAGAGAGCACUUUCUUCAUCCCCUGUGGUCUGGUGAACUCUUACUCAUCCUCCAAGUGUCACUGUUCUCUCAUUUCCUCAGGGAAGACCUUUCCUGUCACCUAGAUAAGGCCAGUUCCCCUUGCUGCAUGCUCCCAUGGCCACCUCACUUUCCUUUUCAUAACUCUGUUGUCUGUCCCCAUUUCAGGGCUGCAGUUCUAUUCAGGAGCUCUCUCUGUCUUGCUCAGUGCAGUGUUCUCAGAACUAGGGCAGUGCAUAGUUCCUUUGAGGUGUUUGAUACAUAGCGACCAAUCUAUCUUCGAUUGAACUAUAUCCUAUAGGCAAUGAGAGACACUGAUACAUUUUACACAGCAAAACACUACAAGAUUGGCAUUUUAAGUAGAUCACUGUGGCAGAGUGCAGGAUGGUUAAGGAAGGGGCAAAACUAGAGGCAGCUAGUGAGAUGUCGUUACAGUAAUUCAGGCAGGAGACCAUGAAGAACUGGGCCAAAACAGAGGUAACGGGGAGAGAAAGAGACAGACUGAGUGAUAAAUCAGAAAACCUGGCAGACUUGUGCUGUGGAAGAGGAGUCACCUGGGGCUUGGGAGUCACUAGGGUGACUCCCAAGUGUGGGAAUGAGAAGGGGAAGAACACCUCUGGUGAGAAAAAUGAGUUCCAUCUUGGAUUUAUUGAGUUUGGGCUGUUUAUGGGACAUGCAGGCAAAGAUGUUCAUCAGGUAGUUGUAUGUGAAUCAUGAAUCAGGAGCUCUAGAGAAAGAUUAGUUCUGAGGCCACUGCCCCUACUGUUGCAGCAAUCCAGGCCCUCCCAUCAUUCCUUUCUUCUCCAGCAUCAUUUCCCUGGGUCGGUUGUUCUCAGCCCUGGCUCCACUUUACAAUCGUCCUGGGUUAUUAAAAACUACCAAUGCCUGAGACUUCCCCAAGACAAAUCAACUCUGAAUUCCUGGAGGUGAUUUUAGUGUGUAGCCAGAAUCAUGGACUACUUCCUAGAUGACUUCCUCCAGUUCCAUGGUUUGAGACUCCUUCAGUGCUCUACAGAACUUUCUGCAGCAAUGGAAAUGUUGCAUAUCUAUGCUGUCCAAUAUGGUAGCCACUAGCUACAUGAGACUCUUAAGCAGUUGAAAUGUGGUGAAAACUGGUGGCCUGAAUGUUUAAUUUUGUUUAAUUAAUCUAAAUUUAAAUUAAAUAGCCCCCUAUGUGUGGUUGGUGGCUACCGUAUUGGACAGGACAGCUCUAUAUGCUAAUGAAUCUGAAAUUUGUUUCUCUCCUGAGCUCCAGGCUUACAUAUUGUCUGAUUUGCAUCUCUUCUUGGAUAUCUAAUAGGGUGUCUUUAAGUUAAUGCAUGCCAGAUGAAACUCUUGAUUUUUUUUCUUCAAAACUUGUUUACCUCCUAGUCUUCCCCAUCUUGGGACACAGCAUCACUUUCCACCCAAUUGCUAAAACCCCAAACAUGGAAGCUAUCUUUUAUUCCUUUUUCCCCCUCUCAUCUCCCUCUUCCAGUUUUUCAGCAAAUUAGUUCUGAGGCCACUGCCCCUACUGUUGCAGCAAUCCAGGCCCUCCCAUCAUUCCUUUCUUCUCCAGCAUUAUUUCCCUGGGUCAGUUGUUCUCAGCCCUGGCUCCACUUUACAAUCGUCCUGGGUUAUUAAAAACUACCAAUGCCUGAGACUUCCCCAAGACAAAUCAACUCUGAAUUCCUGGAGGUGAUUUUAGUGUGUAGCCAGAAUCACUUCUCUUAUCUGUCCUUUCUAAAGUGGCAUUCUUCCCUUCCUGAGACCCAUCUAUCACACCAUUCUGGUUUUCUCGUAUUUCAUAGAAAGCAUCAAAAUUUGUAAUUGUCAGGUAUAGUUUUUAGUUUACUAGCUUAUUGUUUGUCUUCUUUAUGAAGGAGGGUCCUGUCUGUCUUAUUUGUUGCUAUAACCUCCUCACCUAGUGCAAUGCCUGAUACAAAGUAAGUGAUAGAACUGUUAGUUCUAUCAAAUUGACACCUUGAAUCCAUCCACCCCUUUCCAUCUCUAGAAGAGCAUAGGAUAGUCACAGCUAUUUUAGUAAAAGUUACUGCAUCUUCAGUGUGUGCCUUCUGAGACCUUUCUAUGUAUUAACUUACUAGGCCUACAAACAGCUCUAUGAGGUAGGUAAACUAAUAUCCCUAUGUUUAUAGAUGAGGAAACUGAAGAACAGAAAGCUUUUGCAAAGUGCCUGGGAAUCAAACGGCUAGUCAGUGGUGGGGAUGGGACUCAAAACCAGAUAAUCUGGUUCCAGGGUCCAUGUUCUUCACCAUUCAACACUGUGUCCCUCUGGCUGGUUCCAAGGCCCCAUGUCAAUGUUUUUUUGCUCUGGUUACAUGUUAGAAUCACUUGAGAAACUUAAAAAAAAUACCAAUUCCUCAACCCCAUUCCAGGUCAGUUAAAUCUCCUGAAGUAGGGCCCAGGCAUCAGAAAAUGUUAGAAUAUUCCAAGGACUUUUCAUACACAGCUAGAGUUGAGGAACCAUUUCCUCUAUGUGACCUAGCCCCUGUCUGCUGCCCCAACCCUAGAUUUUACCCCUAACCUUGCUCAUGCUAUUUUCACCCCUUCUUCCUGCCCUUAGAAGAGGCCAAGCUCUUUGCUGCCACUGAACUUUUGCGCUUGUUCCUCCUCUGCCUAGAACACCCCUUCCUGGCAUAUUCUGGGGAUUGAGUAUGACUUUAGAGAUCCUAAACCCUGGAAAGAUUAAGGGUCCUCUACACUGCCCAUCUAAAUAAAAAUAAACACAAUAUUACAUUUUUAAAAUAUGUAUAAGGGGGGGCCUACAGCAUUCUCAUUUUCCUAAGGGGUCUACUUCCAUGUCUUUUUUGAUGUAUAAAAAUAAACAUUUUCAAAGGAAAUUUUGGUGCUUCUACCUUACCAGUACCUUACCAGUACCUUAGCUUGUUUUGGGGAAUCCAGACCUAAAUCUUUUGGACUCAUCCCAAAUGUCACCUUCUCAGGGGGACUUCUCUUAUCUGUCCUUUCUAAAGUGGCAUUCUUCCCUUCCUGAGACCCAUCCAUCACACCAUUCUGGUUUUCUCGUAUUUCGUAGAAAGCAUCAAAAUUUGUAAUUGUCAGGUAUAGUUUUUAGUUUACUAGCUUAUUGCUUGUCUUCUUUAUGAAGGAGGGUCCUGUCUGUCUUAUUUGUUGCUAUAACCUCCUCACCUAGUGCAAUGCCUGAUACAAAGUAAGUGAUAGUUCCUGAAUGAAUGAAUGAAUGUAGGCUCAUGGACGGCAAGCAGCACAGAGUAGAUUAUAAUCCCAAGGCAGAUAGACUCAUUUGGGUUGUUACCUUGUAAGACACUUUCUUCAUGGGGUGGGAAGGGAGAAGUGAAUUCAUAGAAAGAGAGGACUGUUGUUGAAAGAGGGAGGGCCAUGGCCUCUGCAACCUGGUGAAGUCUCAGAGCUCAGGAUAUGGCAGAAAGAACAUGCUGUGAUGUUGCAUGGAUUCUGGGUGUGGUGAGAGCUGAUACUUACUUUUGGAUAGUCAUUUCCCUGUGUCUUCUCCAAACUUUCAGUAAAGUUUCUUAAACUCAACAGCUAAGUGUUUUGUUAUUUGGAAAAUUGAGGAAAGACCAUGUGUUCAUGCUCUGCUUUGGGGGCCAAGAUAGGCAAGAGAGAUUGGUGACAGCAUAGAGAAAUGGUGAUAAGAAAGCUUGACGUGUUUGGGGGCAGCAACAACUAGAAUGGAUUUGUACAUUAGCAUCUAACUUUAGAAUUCCCAGAAUUAUUGUUAUUUGGAUAGUAGAGGAAAGAGUGACUCUUGGAUGGCUAAAGAAGUCGAGGUUAUUCUGGUUGCAAAAUUAAUAAGUUAUUUGGUAAUUAUGUGUUUAAUGUCUGUGUCCCAUGACACAGUAGACUUCCUCUGGAUAAUGAUUGUGUGUGAGUUGUUUACUACUACGUUGCUGGGUUCCUGGCAUUGGGUGGGCACUCAAUAAAUAUUUGUUGAAUGAAUGAAUGGUUCUGGGUGUUUUUGUGUUUCUAGGUUAUAAGUCAGAAGGGUCUGCUGAAAUGUGAUGGGGAAAACUAGAAGAAAAGUCCAGGCCCUGAGAGUGAAUACCAGACAGAAGCUGGGGGUGGAAGAGUAUCAAUAUGCAAUAUGCAGACUGAUUUGCCGAGGAGGAUUCAGAUAGGAGAUUCAGACUCCCAGAACAACUAAAAGGAUAACAGGCACUGUCAAAGAUCUAGACAGAAAGGCCAGAAAAGCAGCAGUUGGAACACACAGAGGGACUGUUGCUGGACCCUGGGUACCUGGCUGAAGACUUUGGACUUUAACCUGGAGAUGAUGGAGAGUAUGCAGGAUAAAGUCCAUACCAAAUCCAAUGCCUAGCAAAUGGAGAACAAGCCAAAACUAACAAGAUAAAAUGUAGCAGGAAAAAGUGCAAAGCAAAGCAUAUCCUAAAGUAUUAGCUCUGUGAUCUUGUCCACGCUACUUAAUGGUGAAGUUGUAAAAAGAGGAGUAUAAGAUCUUCCUGAAAGAGUCAUCUUAAAGGACCACAGGGAUUCCUAAACAAGGUCAUGGCUACUGGGGAGUUUACAGCUCCUAAGGAAUAGGGUGGAAUGCGCAAAGCACAGAUGCUCAGCUUGGGGCCUGGGGCUUCCCUGGAGGAGGAGAAGAGGAGUGGCCCAAACCUGCUCAUUGCCCACCGCCACAGGCAGGUGGGCAUUGUGGAGCUCACUACAAGAACUCUGGGACCGACCGACCAACCCACUUGCCCAGUCCCGUCCUGGGAGGUGGGGGUGCAGUGACGACAGAUGGGUGUGACGGCUGCCAGAUUCCUGAGACCCGCCCUGCGGUGGGGCUACACCCAGCCAGGGAGUCUCCAGAGGUGAGGCUGUUGUUUAAAAACCUGGAGCCGGGAGGGGAGACCCCCACAUUCAAGAGGAGCUUUCAGGCGAUCUGGAGAAAGAACGGCAGAACACACAGCAAGGGAAGGUCCUUUCUGGGGAUCACCCCAUUGGCUGAAGAUGAGACCAUUCUUCCUCUUGUGUUUUGCCCUGCCUGGCCUCCUGCAUGCCCAACAAGCCUGCUCCCGUGGGGCCUGCUAUCCACCUGUUGGGGACCUGCUUGUUGGGAGGACCCGGUUUCUCCGAGCUUCAUCUACCUGUGGACUGACCAAGCCUGAGACCUACUGCACCCAGUAUGGCGAGUGGCAGAUGAAAUGCUGCAAGUGUGACUCCAGGCAGCCUCACAACUACUACAGUCACCGAGUAGAGAAUGUGGCUUCAUCCUCCGGCCCCAUGCGCUGGUGGCAGUCACAGAAUGAUGUGAACCCUGUCUCUCUGCAGCUGGACCUGGACAGGAGAUUCCAGCUUCAAGAAGUCAUGAUGGAGUUCCAGGGGCCCAUGCCCGCCGGCAUGCUGAUUGAGCGCUCCUCAGACUUCGGCAAGACCUGGCGAGUGUACCAGUACCUGGCUGCCGACUGCACCUCCACCUUCCCUCGGGUCCGCCAGGGUCGGCCUCAGAGCUGGCAGGAUGUUCGGUGCCAGUCCCUGCCUCAGAGGUCUAAUGCACGCCUAAAUGGGGGGAAGGUCCAACUUAACCUUAUGGAUUUAGCAUCUGGGAUUCCAGCAACUCAAAGUCAAAAAAUUCAAGAGCUGGGGGAGAUCACAAACUUGAGAGUCAAUUUCACCAGGCUGGCCCCUGUGCCCCAAAGGGGCUACCACCCUCCCAGCGCCUACUAUGCUGUGUCCCAGCUCCGUCUGCAGGGGAGCUGCUUCUGUCACGGCCAUGCUGAUCACUGCGCACCCAAGCCUGGGGCCUCUGCAGGCCCCUCCACCGCUGUGCAGGUCCACGAUGUCUGUGUCUGCCAGCACAACACUGCCGGCCCAAAUUGUGAACGCUGUGCACCCUUCUACAACAACCGGCCCUGGAGACCUGCGGAGGGCCAGGACGCCCAUGAAUGCCAAAGGUGCGACUGCAAUGGGCACUCAGAGACAUGUCACUUUGACCCCGCUGUGUUUGCCGCCAGCCAGGGGGCAUAUGGAGGUGUGUGUGACAAUUGCCGGGACCACACCGAAGGCAAGAACUGUGAGCGGUGUCAGCUGCACUAUUUCCGGAACCGGCGCCCGGGAGCUUCCAUUCAGGAGACCUGCAUCCCCUGCGAGUGUGAUCCGGAUGGGGCAGUGCCAGGGGCUCCCUGUGACCCAGUGACCGGGCAGUGUGUGUGCAAGGAGCAUGUGCAGGGAGAGCGCUGUGACCUAUGCAAGCCGGGCUUCACUGGACUCACCUACGCCAACCCGCAGGGCUGCCACCGCUGUGACUGCAACAUCCUGGGCUCCCGGAGGGACAUGCCGUGUGACGAGGAGAGUGGGCGCUGCCUUUGUCUGCCCAACGUGGUGGGUCCCAAAUGUGACCAGUGUGCUCCCUACCACUGGAAGCUGGCCAGUGGCCAGGGCUGUGAACCGUGUGCCUGCGACCCGCACAACUCCCUCAGCCCACAGUGCAACCAGUUCACAGGGCAGUGCCCCUGUCGGGAAGGCUUUGGUGGCCUGAUGUGCAGCGCUGCAGCCAUCCGCCAGUGUCCAGACCGGACCUACGGAGACGCGGCCACAGGAUGCCGAGCCUGUGACUGUGAUUUCCGGGGAACAGAGGGCCCGGGCUGCGACAAGGCAUCGGGCCGCUGCCUCUGCCGCCCUGGCUUGACCGGGCCCCGCUGUGACCAGUGCCAGCGAGGCUACUGCAACCGCUACCCGGUGUGCGUGGCCUGCCACCCUUGCUUCCAGACCUAUGAUGCGGACCUCUGGGAGCAGGCCCUGCGCCUUGGUAGACUCCGCAAUGCCACCGCCAGCCUGUGGUCAGGGCCUGGGCUGGAGGACCGUGGCCUGGCCUCCCAGAUCCUAGAUGCAAAGAGUAAGAUUGAGCAGAUCAGAGCAGUUCUCAGCAGCCCUGCAGUCACAGAGCAGGAGGUGGCUCAGGUGGCCAGUGCCAUCCUCUCCCUCAGGCGAACUCUCCAGGGCCUGCAGCUGGAUCUGCCCCUGGAGGAGGAGACGUCCCUUCCGAGAGACCUGGAGAGUCUGGACAGAAGCUUCAAUGGUCUCCUUACUAUGUAUCAGAGGAAGAGGGAGCAGUUUGAAAAAAUAAGCAGUGCUGAUCCUUCAGGAGCCUUCCGGAUGCUGAGCACUGCCUACGAGCAGUCAGCCCAGGCUGCUCAGCGGGUCUCCCACAGCUCGCGCCUUUUGGACCAGCUCAGAGACAGCCGGAGAGAGGCAGAGAGGCUGGUGCGGCAGGCGGGAGGAGGAGGAGGCACCGGCAGCCCCAAGCUUGUGGCCCUGAGGCUGGAGAUGUCUUCGUUGCCUGACCUGACACCCACCUUCAACAAGCUCUGUGGCAACUCCAGGCAGAUGGCUUGCACCCCAAUAUCAUGCCCUGGUGAGCUAUGUCCCCAAGACAAUGGCACAGCCUGUGGCUCCCACUGCAGGGGUGUCCUUCCCAGGGCCGGUGGGGCCUUCUUGAUGGCGGGGCAGGUGACUGAGCAGCUGCGGGGCUUCAAUGCCCAGCUCCAGCAGACCAGGCAGAUGAUUAGGGCAGCCGAGGAAUCUGCCUCACAGAUUCAAUCCAGUGCCCAGCGCUUGGAGACCCAGGUGAGCGCCAGCCGCUCCCAGAUGGAGGAAGAUGUCAGACGCACACGGCUCCUAAUCCAGCAGGUCCGGGACUUCCUAACAGACCCCGACACUGAUGCAGCCACUAUCCAGGAGGUCAGCGAGGCCGUGCUGGCCCUGUGGCUGCCCACAGACUCAGCUACUGUUCUGCAGAAGAUGAAUGAGAUCCAGGCCAUUGCAGCCAGGCUUCCCAACGUGGACUUGGUGCUGUCCCAGACCAAGCAGGACAUUGCGCGUGCCCGCCGGUUGCAGGCUGAGGCUGAGGAAGCCAGGAGCCGAGCCCAUGCAGUGGAGGGCCAGGUGGAAGAUGUGGUUGGGAACCUGCGGCAGGGGACAGUGGCACUGCAGGAAGCUCAGGACACCAUGCAAGGCACCAGCCGCUCCCUUCGGCUUAUCCAGGACAGGGUUGCUGAGGUUCAGCAGGUACUGCGGCCAGCAGAAAAGCUGGUGACAAGCAUGACCAAGCAGCUGGGUGACUUCUGGACACGGAUGGAGGAGCUCCGCCGCCAAGCCCGGCAGCAGGGGGCAGAGGCAGUCCAGGCCCAGCAGCUUGCGGAAGGUGCCAGCGAGCAGGCAUUGAGUGCCCAAGAGGGAUUUGAGAGAAUAAAACAAAAGUAUGCUGAGUUGAAGGACCGGUUGGGUCAGAGUCCCAUGCUGGGUGAGCAGGGCGCCCGGAUCCAGAGUGUGAAGACAGAGGCAGAGGAGCUGUUUGGGGAGACCAUGGAGAUGAUGGACAGGAUGAAAGACAUGGAGUUGGAGCUGCUGCGGGGCAGCCAGGCCAUCAUGCUGCGCUCAGCGGACCUGACAGGACUGGAGAAGCGUGUGGAGCAGAUCCGUGACCACAUCAAUGGGCGCGUGCUCUACUAUGCCACCUGCAAGUGAUGCUACAGCUUCCAGCCCCUUGCCCCACUCAUCUGCCGCCUUUGCUUUUGGUUGGGGGCAGAUUGGGUUGGAAUGCUUUCCAUCUCCAGGAGACUUUCAUGCAGCCUAAAGCACAGCCUGGACCACCCCUGGUGUGUAGCUAGUAAGAUUACCCUGAGCUGCAGCUGAGCCUGAGCCAGUGGGACAGUUACACUUGACAGACAAAGAUGGUGGAGAUUGGCAUGCCAUUGAAACUAAGAGCUAUCAAGUCAAGGAAGCUGGGCUGGGCAGUAUCCCCCGCCUUUAGUUCUCCACUGGAGAGGAAUCCUGGACCAAGCACAAAAACUUAACAAAAGUGAUGUAAAAAUGAAAAGCCAAAUAAAAAUCUUUGGAAAAGAGCCUGGAGGUUCAACGAGGAAAAA